This is a messenger RNA of Oncorhynchus keta (chum salmon), 6908 nucleotides long. RefSeq names its product metal transporter CNNM4-like. The coding region runs from base 64 to 2457 and encodes 797 amino acids. The record is from RefSeq and is a predicted model, not a curated record. Lineage: Eukaryota; Metazoa; Chordata; Actinopteri; Salmoniformes; Salmonidae. Gene Ontology annotation, biological process: magnesium ion homeostasis; magnesium ion transport. Gene Ontology annotation, molecular function: sodium ion transmembrane transporter activity; magnesium ion transmembrane transporter activity. The transcript has 7 exons. Gene Ontology annotation, cellular component: plasma membrane.
CGGGCAGGCUGUGCAGAAUGAGUAGGUGAUCUCAGCUCCCAGUUAGCACAAAGGGAAAUAAACAUGGCAACAGACUGGAGUGUCUGGCAGGGAUAUACACUAACUUUAAUAGCUUUCAUAUGGUGGAUGGCAGGCACAGGAGCCGAGACGGGGGUCCCGGAGACUGGUAGUCCCACCCGGAUCUUCGGCAUGCGGCUGGAGAGGAGUGACAAGCCGGCCACGACCACCAAUGACGGGGUGAUUCAGGUAACAGAAGAGAGCAACAUCUUCCUGAGGUUCUACGGGCUACAGAUUCUUCCUGACACCUCAUCACAGAUCAGAUUCACCGACCAUGAACAUGAGGAAGGUGAUGUUACCAGCAACAAUACUCCUUUUAACAGGACUUGUGCAGACUAUAGCAAAGAUAUCGUUAUCAGGGGUGGCAUGAACGUGAGCCACCUCCGAACCUGGGGGGUUCUGAGUUUGAAAAUCAAGCCUCUCCGGAAGAGCGAGCUCCAGAAGGAGUAUGGGCUGUGUGUCCAGGAAAGCCAGGAUGGCAAGUGGUACCUGUUGGGUGAGGAUGACGGAAGGCUGCGGGUGGUAGAGGAGAAGAAGUCCAUGCUUCCUAUGUGGUUCCAGUGCAUCCUCAUCUGCUGCCUGCUGGUACUGUCAGGUAUGUUCAGCGGGCUCAACCUGGGACUCAUGGCCCUGGAUCCUAUGGAGCUCCGGAUAGUCCAGAGAUGUGGUACCGAGAAGGAGAAGAGGUACGCCAGCAAGAUUGAUCCCAUUCGGAGGAAAGGGAACUAUCUGCUAUGCUCGUUGCUCCUGGGUAAUGUGCUUGUCAACACAACUCUCACUAUCCUUCUGGAUGACUUGAUAGGGUCAGGCCUGGGUGCUGUGGUCGCCUCCACUAUAAGUAUUGUCAUAUUUGGGGAGAUUGUGCCCCAGGCUCUGUGCUCUCGCCACGGGUUGGCUGUAGGAGCCAACACUAUCAUGGUGACCAAGUUCUUCAUGUUGGUCACCUUCCCCCUGUCAUGGCCUAUCAGUAAACUCCUGGACUGUGUCCUGGGCCAGGAGAUUGGUACUGUGUACAACCGGGAGAAGCUAGUGGAGAUGUUGAGGGUGACAGAACCAUACAAUGACCUGGUCAAAGAGGAGCUAAACAUGAUCCAAGGUGCGCUCGAGCUCAGGACCAAAACCGUUCAAGAUGUCAUGACACCGAUCAGUAACUCCUUCAUGAUCCACAGCGAUGCUGUGCUAGACUUCAACACCGUGUCAGAGAUCAUGGAGAGCGGGUACACACGCAUACCGGUGUUCGAGCACGAGCGGUCGAACAUUGUGGAUAUCAUGUUUGUCAAGGACCUGGCUUUCGUUGACCCGGAUGACUGUACGACGCUGAAGACUAUCACCAAGUUCUACAACCACACAGUCCACUUCGUGUUCCAUGAUACCAAGCUGGAUUCCAUGUUGGAGGAGUUCAAGAAAGGUAAGUCCCACCUGGCCAUUGUUCAGAAGGUGAAUGAUGAGGGGGAGGGGGAUCCAUUCUACGAGGUGCUGGGAUUGGUCACCCUGGAAGACGUCAUCGAGGAGAUCAUCAAAUCAGAGAUCUUGGAUGAGUCUGACCUCUACACUGACAACAGCAGAAACAGGAAAAAGGUGGCACCCAAUAAGAACAAGAGGAACUUCUCUGCCUUCAAACAGAGCGAGAGCGAAUCCAAAGUCAAGAUCUCCCCUCAACUGCUAUUGGCCGUUCACCGCUUCCUGACUACAGAGGUGACGUUGUUCAGCCCGUCCCAGAUCUCAGACAAGGUUCUGUUGAGGAUUUUAAGACACCCAGACGUGAUCCAGGAGAUCAAGUUUAAUGACAGUGACAAACGCUGUCCUCAACACUAUGUCUACCAGAGAGGGAAGGCAGUUGACUACUUCAUACUCAUACUGCAGGGGCGAGUGGAAGUGGAGGCCGGGAACGAAAACAUGAAGUUUGAGACAGGACCAUUCUCCUUCUACGGUGUCAUGGCCCUCAGUGCUCCCACGUUAGGGUUCCGCUGUCCGUCACACAUCAGUGGUUUGAACAGGACAGCAUCUCUGAGCGCUGAAGAUAGUACAGCGUCUCUGUCUGUCAGCGGCAGCAAUAGCCAGCUCAUUACUCAGUUCACUAUCCCCUCACCAACAUACACCCCCGACUUUUACGUACGAGCUCUCACAGACCUGCAGUUUGUCAAGAUCUCGCAGGCCCAGUACCAGAACGGUGUGCUGUCGUUUCGUCAGGACUCCAUCCCCCAGUCACCUGACUUCGGCCAGCCUCGACUGGAGGGUACCACGUCCCCCGUUAUGACCACCACUCCCGGCAAACUAUCUUCCGACACUCCCAACCCAACUCCUACCCCGGAGACCGCCUCCCUUCUGGCCGACGAGACCACCUCCCUCCUCAAUGAGCAGGACUGUCUGCCCCACAACGUGUCAGAGACCAGCAUAUAACACACACACACAGACAAUAGUACACAUACCUAUAUAUGUGCGUAUACACACAACCAAGGACUGAGGAGACUGUGUGUGGGCGCGAACAUCCAUACACACACACAAGCUGAUGUUGAACAGCAUGAGAGAUACAGGUGUAGAUCCUGAGUUAAAUACGCAAUUAAAAUCCCAUCAAGCUUAGGGUCAUGUAUAAAAAUGCUGGGCAGGCCAUUAUUUUGGCUACCAUGGCUAUGCCCCCAUAGGGAGACAAUCGCCCAUCCACAGGGCACGAGUUGUCACUGAAUUAUUUGCUUAGCAUGAAAACAAUGUAAACCAUAUGCCAUGGCCUUCUCAGUCACCAGGUCUCAACCCAAUUGAACACUUUUGGGAAAUUCUGGAGCGAUCCCUGAGACUGCGUUUUCCACCACCAUCAAUGCUAAAUGAUGGGAUUUCUUGUAGAAGAAUGGUCUCACAUCCCACCAACAGAGUUCCAGACACUUGUAGAAUCUAAGCGGUUCUGGCUCGUGGUGGCCAAAUGCCCUAUUAAGCCACUUUGUUGGGAUUUCCUUUAUUUUGGCAGUUACAUUUAUGUACAUGUGCAAAAACACACAGACAUACACACAUCCUAACUGGAAAAAAUUAUAGUUGUUUCAACUAAUUAUAAUUAAGAAACUAGUUCCACACUUUUUUUUUUGUUUAUUCAACUAUUUGAUCAGUGUUACCUGAACUUACAAUUUUUAGUUGAACCAAUCUUGGCUUCAACUUGAGAACUUUCAGUCAACUUAAAAUGUUGUGGAACUAGUUACACACAGACAGUGCUUUUGACAUUCAAUAAUUUCAACGUACAUGUUUAACACAAAGUACAUGAUCAUUUAUACAGCAAUUAUUAUUCAACAUGUCCUCACCUGGGAUUUGAACUCACAACCGCUUGGUUGAAGGCAUACUGAGCUUCCUGCUGCACCACCAUAUCUGUGUCAAUGACUGAUUUCAGCUGUAUUGCUACACUUUGCACUUCAAAGUAAAUAUCAGAUCUGUCAAAAGUAUAGUUGGAUUAAAUGAGAAUUGAUACAGACAUGGUGGCAUAGCAGGACGAUCGGCAUGCUGUGAACCAAAAGAUAUGGUGCAUAAUCAUUGUAUAAAUGACCAUGCACAAAGUAAAAACGUACACUGAGUGUACAAACAUUAGCAACACCUUCCUAAUAUUGAGUUGCACCCCCCUUUGACCUCAGAAAAGCCUCAAUUUGUCAGGGCAUGGACUGUACAAGGUGUUUGUAUUUGUAUUUAUUAUGAUCCACAUUAGCAAAAUCCAAGGCAAAAUUAAGGCAGUUAUAUAAUUUUGUAUAAAAAUACAUUCAUUACAGAAUUCACAACAUAUUAAGUGUGUGCCCUCAGGCCCACAAUCCACUGUCAUAUCUACAAUGCAAAAUCCAUGUGUACGUCUUUGUAUAGUGUGUAUGUUAUGUGUUUGUAUGCAUGUAUCUGUGCCUAUGUUUGUGUUACUUCAUAGUCCCCGCUGUUCCAUAAGGUGUAUAUUUACCUGCUUUUUAAAUCUGAUUCUACUGCUUGCAUCAGUUACCUGAUGUGGAAUAGAGUUCCAUGUAGUACUGUGCGCCUCCUAUAGUCUAUUCUGGACUUGGGGACUGUGAAGAGACCUCUGGUGGCAUGUCUUGUGGGGUGUGCAUGUGUGUCUGAGCUGUGUGCUAACAUUGGACCUAGUUCCCAGCACUGUGGCUAGGCUGGACAAUAGACGAGUCCAAAUUCACCCAAGGCUGAAAAAUGGCAAAAUAACGUUGGUUAAGCUGGAACACUAGUGCAAGCCCAUAGAAAAUUAAUGGAAUCGAACAUUCAGUCUGUUUUGACUGGAGUGACGCUUCGCAUUACAUUUUGUCCCAAAAUGGCACCAAAAAAUGUAUCCCUUUUUAUUUGACCACUACAAUCUGUUCUUAGGACAAAACUGAAAAAUAACUUGUGUAGAAAGUAAACAUCUGACCCUCAAUGGUGCCAAGUGUGCUUAUGUCUGCAUAAUUAGGAAGUAGGGAAAAAAUGGCAACUUCUGACUCUUUCUGUUCUAGCGUUUGAUGGCAACGGAAUACGUGUCCGACUUGAAAAAAAUCAGAAUAUACACAUUGCGAGAUAUUUGGCGAAAUAUACCAGCGUGCAUCUCCAUAGGAAAACAAUGGGGGGAGCUCAGAAUUCCAAGGGUGAAAGGUAUUUCGUGGCCUCUGAUGACAACAGAAUGUCAUGUGUCCAGCCUACUGAGGCAUUGUUGCCACUUUUCUUAUUGUUGUUUAGCUAGCUAACGUUAGCUGGCUGGCUCUUUAGCUCACUUUGUGACAUGUGUGAUUGUAAACGUUGUUUACCUAGCUAGGUUCAUUGUUUACCUAGAUAGCUAGCUAUGUCUUAAUUAAGCUAAAGUAUACUGUUAGCUGGCUGGCUCCCUGGCGGACGUUAUUAUUCAUUCCCCAGAGCUGUUUGCUUUUCUAGUUAGAGCCUAAUGUUAGGCAGUGUUGGCACUUUGCUCAUUGUUGUUUUAACAAGCUAACAUUACGUGACGUGUGUACAUCCCCCGUUGAAUAUGGCCGGUAUCAGUAAACGUCUGCAAAAAAGCGUAAUGAAAUUGUGUAAACGUCUGCAAAAAAGCGUAAUGAAAUUGUUGCCAGCAAAGCUGGUUAGUCUGUUUUUCAUGUUAUCCAGAGGUAAAACAAAUCAUCGGCCAGAUCAUGAAGUCUGCGCUCUGAGAGCGAAACGAGAUGGGUGGGGCUAAAGCUUAAGUGUGAACGAUGCUGAAUGGGUGUCGACAAAGAGCUCUUCACUAGAUACCAAAACAUUCAAAGGGGAUUUUCUCAAAAGCAGAAUUACUUUCCCAUUGUUCCUCAAAUGCAGUGUAUGAUAUACCAUUUUGUGGCUCUGAGUCUCUACUUUUAUCCAAUGUAAAAAACACAAUUUCACAUUUCGCUACAUAAGGCCAAAUCCAGGUGGUGAGUCCGAUAUUAUCCUCAGUAAUUUUCCAUCCAGAUUUUCAGACGCCAGUGGCUUGUCAUUGUUGAUAGACAACCAUUUUUUCACCUCUUCCACACUGACUUUACGGAAUUCAAAAGUACAAUUCUUGUCUUUCAUAAUUUGGUCAGAUAUACUUGGAUGUGUAUUGUCAGCGUUUGUUGCUGGCAUAUCAUCCUUAUAUUUGUUUAUCUUUCCAAUGAAAAAGUCAAAGUAGUUGGCAAUAUCAGUGUGUUUUGUGAUAAAUUAGCUAUCAGAUUCAAUGAAUGAUGGCGCCGAGUUGGCUUGUCCACCCAAAAUGUAAUUUAAGGUGCUCCAAAGCUUUUUACUAUCAUUUAUAUAAUUUGUUUCAUAGUAGUAGUUUAUUUUUAUUUAGUUAAUCACGUGAUUUCUUAAUUUGCAGUACGUUUGCCAAUCAGUUGAGCUGCCAGACUUAUUUGCCAUACCUUUUGCCUCAUUCCUCUCAACCAUACCAUUUUUUAAAAACUGUUCCACAAGGAUGCUAGCCCAUGUUGAAAGGCAAUUCAAGCUUUUGUCUUACCCAUUCACCCUCUGAAUGGCAUGCAUACACAAUCCAUGUCUCAAGGCUUAAAACGCUUCCCUUAACCUUACUCUUCUCCUUCAUAUACACUGUUUGAUGUGGAUUUAACAGGUGACAUCGAUAAGGGAUCAUAGCUUUCACCUGGAUUCACCUGGUCAGUCUGUCAUGGAAAGAGCAGGUGUUCCUAAUGUUUUGUACACUCAGUGUAGAGUCCAGUUUUGGUUCCAGGAUCAAUGUUAACACUUGUUAUUUUAAAGGAGGUGAGUGUUGGCCUACCAUUCCAGCGCAAAGAUAUUACAGAGAAUAUAUCCAUUUGGUGACUGUGUUCUUUUUGGAAUCUGCAGUUGUACUGUGUUUGAUUUACAAAACAUUGAUAAAUUGAGAGGAAAUAUAAAGUGAUUAUUUGGUUAAAAAAUGUUGUGCAUUUGGACCACUACUAUAGAUUUGGUAUAUUGUUAAUGUUUUGUACACUCAGCGCAUGUCAACCUGUGUCAAAUAAUCUAUGUUAAAAACGUUGUAUGAGGAUCCGCCCCUUUUUUCCAAUUUUCGCCUAAAAUGACAUACCCAAAUGACAUAUCCUUGCUUCAGCUCAGGCCCUGAAGCAAGGAUAUGCAUAUUCUUGGUACCAUUUGAAAGGAAACACUUUAAAGUUUGUUAAAAUGUUAAUUGAAUGUAGGAGAAUGGACCUGGUAAAAGAUAAUACAAAGAAAAAACUAUUUAUAACAUUUUUGAAACGCAAGAGAAUGGCCCUAGUGUAUCAUUCCAGCCCAGGUGCAAAUUAGAUUCUGGCCACUAGAUGGCAACAGUGUAUGUGCAACGUUUUAGACAAAUGCAAUGGUUCAUUGGAUCAAUGUUCACAUUUUUGUAUCAAGACUGAAUAAAUGUGUCUAAUUUGUUUAUUAAUAACUUUUCAUGUUAAAAAUGGUGCACUCUA